ACUGAAAGUUAGGCCGUAGAAAAAGACACGUAUUUCUUACUCACUUUUCUCAUUUGAGAAGUGUGCUGGCAAGAUGGUCGCCCACAUUGUAACCGUAGCAUUCACUGCAUUUAUGGUAUACACUGCAUGGCCAGGAUCAAUAGAGGUCUUGCUGUAAGCUUUCUGCGGAGGAUUUGGAUUUGAUGGUUAGGUAAACAAUGGUGUCAUCAGCAAAGAGACGGGCCAGACUUUUGAUGUUAUUGGGCAAGACAUUAAUGUUUAUUUUCCUGGCAUCCAACUCUGAUGGUAUUUGCUUUUGUUGCUUGCAUGUGGGAAGGACUGCUGGUGUUUAACAGAGAAAGUUCCAUUUUUGUGAAUGUGACUAGACCAACUAAAGUGCUCAUACAUCAAGUUCUGAAUAUAGUUGCUGUAACAUGUGCUAUCCUUGGUUUUAUUGUGAUCUAUUACAACAAAAGUCUGAACGAUAAGCCACAUUUUACAAGCUGGCAUGGCUUGUUGGGUCUGAUUACGGUUAUAUGUGUCACUGUGCAAUCAUUUGGUGGCGAUGUUGUUAAAUACGAAUGGCUGAGAAAGAUUCUAGGAGUGAAACUGAGUUCAGGCACUCUGAAGAUUUACCACGCAACAUCAGGACUAGUGGUGUUUACGCUUGUUGUUACAACGAUGAUGUUAGCUUUAUAUUCCACGUGGUUUACGUCACAAGUUGGCUGGUUGCUAUGGUUACUUUGUAACGGUUGUGUUUCCUUUAUGGCUGUUAUUAUAAUGAACCAGGUGGUGUCAGAAUAUUUGCCGAAGACUCAGCGGAGAGGCGUUCCAGCUCCAGUGCCUGCCAAGAAAACCUCGCAGAAAAGUGCCAACUCAAAGAGAAAUAAGAAAUUAAAUUAACACCGAUAUGAUAGUCAGACAUCUCUUAGACAAACUGUACAGUGUUCUAGGACUGUCACUAUGUUGUGAUAUCAUUCAUAUUUCAUUGAAAUAGAAUUUCAUGGUUUCGUCCAAACUAUAAAAUCAGUUUCAGAUUAUGUAUUUGUGAAUUACAUAUUUGAAAUGCAUUGAUUUUAUAAUUUGUAAUUUUAUUUGUUUGUUAUGUCAGUGAAACAAUGAAAUCCGUAAAAAAUAAUCCCUCCACAAAUAAUGAUUUCAGAGUCUAUUUGGGAAAUAGAUUUUAGUUUUGCAUGCUUUGUUGGCAAAUACAACACGGUUUUGAGUUCAGAUGCGUAGUAAUCUAAUCAUGAAGGCCGAAGGCCUGAGAGAUUAAUUACAACGCAUCUCAAAGAAUAACAAGGGUGACGAUUUAAAUACAGUUUAAAUAAUGCGUGCUUUGUUGGCAAAUAUAACACAGUUUUGAGUUCAGAUGCUUAGUAAUCUAAUCACGAAGGCCCAAGUGAUUAAUUACGAAGCAUCUGAUCGAAAAACAUGUUUUAUUCGCCAACAAAGCAUGCAAAAGUAAAAUCCGUUUCAAUUCUAAAACAUUUGAAUUACACUGGUCAGGAAAGCCAAAAGUAGGUCAGUUUUGUGAAAUGUGUUUUACUGGACAAGACCAUACACGGUAAAAUCCUUCUUUGUUUAUAUAAAAGAAAAUCUUGAAAGUGUUAGAAUGUAUACUUGAACCACUGACUGAAGUGAUGAUCUUUUUAAUACAGUUUUAAUCAUGCAGAUAUUUUACAAAAAAAUUUAUCAUGUACCAGGCAGUGUUUCUUACAGUAUAUUAUUUUCAUCGAGGGAUUGUUUCUUGUUUAACAAACCUCUAUCUAGAUUUAUCAUUCAUUUGUUGAAAAAUUGUAUUAUGUUAGUCAUUUAUAAAUUAUCUGUAAAUUAC
This is a messenger RNA of Mercenaria mercenaria, 1816 nucleotides long. RefSeq names its product transmembrane reductase CYB561D2-like. Gene Ontology annotation, molecular function: transmembrane monodehydroascorbate reductase activity. Lineage: Eukaryota; Metazoa; Mollusca; Bivalvia; Venerida; Veneridae. The transcript has 4 exons. The record is from RefSeq and is a predicted model, not a curated record. Bases 283 to 882 code for a protein of 199 amino acids.